AUGGCCAUCAACCAGCAGCCCGGAGCUUAUCUGCCCGUCAGCCCAACCCAGGUGGUGUCAGUGACCACCACCCAACCCCAAGGCCACGGGACAUGGAGCACCACUCUCUGCGACUGCUGCAGUAACACGGGCACCUGUUGCUGUGGGCUCUGGUGUUUCCCCUGCAUGCAGUGUCAGACGGCCAGUAUGCAUGGCUGGUGCUGCGCCAUGCCACUCCUGGACGUCUGCUGUAUCGUGUCCUGCCUCCUGCGUUCCUCCAUUCGAAAGCGCCACGGCAUCGGCGGUUCGUGCUGCGGCGACUGCUGCAAGGUCACCUGGUGCUACGUGUGCGUGUGGUGCCAGAUGAACCGAGAGCUGAAGAUCGGGCAGGGCAGGCCGGCGAAAACACUGGUCACCACGCAGGUCAUAAAUCUGAAGGAUGCAACCUCCUGGAUGUCCAGAGCUCAUCUGACGCUCCGAGGACGAGACCCCCGAGCUCUGAUGGACCUCUACCAGGAGGCCGUGCUUUAUCUAGGGACACAAGAUGUACCAGUGGAGACUGGUGCUGCAGUGGAGACUGGUGUCCUGGAGGAGGAUUUGCUCCUGGAGGAGUUGGUGUCUCCUCUCCAUUCACAGAGUAUGGACUUCCCUGCCAUCCCUGAGUCGUGCAGCCCGGAGGAAAUGUUGGAGAGGAGGCUCGUGGUCCUGAAAGGCAUCGUGGAGAGUGAGGAGGUUUAUCUGAGCGAGCUGGAGGCCCUGCUGAUGCCCAUGAAGGCUCUGCGGGCCUCGGCUGGGACGUCCCAGCCGGUUCUGUCCACUCAGCAGGUCCAGACGGUUUUCUACCAGGUGCCCGAGCUCAGAGACAUGCACCAAAGCUUCUACUCUGCUCUGAAAGCCCGGCUGAGUGAGACCAGCCACACGGGCUCCGAGCUCACAGUAGGGGACCUGUUCCUGAAAUUGGUGAACCAGAUCGGUCUGUACGGUGGCUUCAUAGAAAACUAUGAGGAGGCCGUUGCAAUUGUUGGAAAGUGCACCCAGUCGGACCCUCGCUUCCGAACUCUGGCCGAGAGAAUGAUGUCGAACAACACUGCUGACAAAGCUCGCACCAAAUACACAUUUGAAGCUCUACUGUAUAAACCUUUGGACAGAGUCACCAGGACCACACUUGUGCUGCAUGACCUCCUGAAGACGACGCCAGCGGACCAUACCGAUCACGUAGCUCUACAGGAAGCUCUGAGGCUGUCCCGCGGCUUCCUGUCCGGCGUCAAUGAGAGUUCCCAGUCUAAACGAGAGGUCACGCUCAGCCACGGCUUGAGACGUCAGUUGAUGCGUGACGGCUUCGUGGUGGACGUGAGCGAGGGGGAACGCAACCUGCGCCACCUCUUCCUCUACACGGACCUCCUGCUGUGCACCAGGUUCAAACAGGCAACCAGAGGGAAGCAGGACCAGUACAGGUUUUGCUGGUAUCUUCCUCUCGCUGGUCUCAAACUGCGCUGGUCCUCAGACCACGAACCGGACACACGCGUGCAAGCCACAAGAACCAAGAUGUUCCUCCUCCGGCAGCAGCUGCAGCAACAAGCGGGAUCCAGAGGCGUGAUGGCGGCGGCUCGCACCCGGAGGAAACUGGAGCAAACGGAGCUGAUGCUGCUCACACAGUCGCCUCUUUACAGACUGGAGCUGCACAGCCCCAGUGGAAAGAGUCACACUCUCCUCCUCCCCUCCUUGUAUGAGCUUGAAGAAUGGAGAGAAGCCGUUCAUAAACUCACCACACAGAAUAUAGAAACGGUCCCUCCAGACCUGCUCACUCUCACCAGCACAUGUGUGAAACUGAGGAUGACCCAGCAGCCGCUGCUCCAAUCCUCCAACCCUGCAGUAGAGAACGAGACCUCGCUGUGUGGGACUCUGAGCGUCGCGGUUCACUCCGCCUGUGGCCUGCAGCAACCGGCCUGUGUGUAUGUGUGUUUGGAAGUGGACGGCUAUGAGUUUUAUGAUAAACUGGCCCAGACGCACUCUUCAGUCCAGAGCAUCAACCCACAGUGGGACCAGGAGCUGUCUCUCCAGGUGGACGGGGCUCAGAACCUCAGGGUGGUCUGUGUGAGUCAGUCUGACGAACAGGAUGACGCUGUCCUGGGGAAAACUGCUCUCAGGCUGGAGUCUAAAUCCCUGAGUAAGCGAUGGAGGAGACAGACGCUGCAGCUCGGCCGGGUGGAGGUGACUCUGUCCCUGAGGUACAGUCCCCACCCGCUGGAGCCGCCCAGUUCCACGGCCCCACAACUCCCCAUCUUCUGUGUCCCCAUUGAAACCGUGGCUCAACAGGAGGGGGCGCUGGUUCCCCGUGUGGUGCGGUGCUGUGUGGAGGAGGUGGAGCGGAGGGGCCUGGCCGAGGUGGGAAUCUACAGGAUUUCAGGGAGCGCCAGUGAAAUCAACACGCUCAGGGCUGCAUUCGACAGCAAUCUACGUGAAGCUGUGACCCGGCUGAGGAGCCUUGAGGUGAAUGUCGUCUCCGGGGUUCUCAAGCUCUACCUGAGAGAACUGCCCGAGUCGCUCAUCCCCUCGGAGCUGUUCCACAGUCUGGCCAGGGCGCUGGACAUCCAGGACAUGAACACACGUCUCGUCUCCAUGCUGUCCCUCCUCCAGUCCUGUCCCGACACCAAACGCUGCACCUUCCUCUACCUCAUGCACCACCUGCAACGAGUGUCUGAGAGGCAACACAUCAACAAGAUGACUCUGCUGAACCUGGCCACGGUGUUCGGUCCCAGCCUGAUACGCCCCCCUGUGGCUGUGAAUAUCUCCCACGAGGUGGUGGUGCAGGUCCAGGUGGUUUACUGCUACCUGCAGUGCAACAACCUCCCUGAAGCCCAGAUCUCGGUGCCACAUGACCCUGAAGAGGAUGACGAGACCACCCACACGUGAGACCACCCUCCGUGUCCCGGCUGACAGGAAAAUCCAAAUUGUGUGUGUUAAAAUAAAAUUCUGUGCAAGAACUGUAAGACAAUAAAUAUAUUUUUUGACAAAAAUA
Molecule: messenger RNA, 2998 nt
Organism: Limanda limanda (common dab)
Lineage: Eukaryota; Metazoa; Chordata; Actinopteri; Pleuronectiformes; Pleuronectidae
Product: active breakpoint cluster region-related protein
Biological process (GO): positive regulation of GTPase activity; signal transduction
Cellular component (GO): membrane
Molecular function (GO): GTPase activator activity; guanyl-nucleotide exchange factor activity
Source: RefSeq, a predicted model, not a curated record